Messenger RNA from Leptopilina boulardi, 2590 nucleotides. RefSeq names its product RYamide receptor-like. The transcript is spliced from 9 exons. Gene Ontology annotation, cellular component: membrane. Bases 369 to 1943 code for a protein of 524 amino acids. The record is from RefSeq and is a predicted model, not a curated record. NCBI's taxonomy places the organism in Eukaryota, Metazoa, Arthropoda, Insecta, Hymenoptera, Figitidae. Gene Ontology annotation, biological process: G protein-coupled receptor signaling pathway. Gene Ontology annotation, molecular function: neuropeptide Y receptor activity.
CAGUUCACUCGUAACUUCCUUUGCUAAAGAUUCAACCGGUAACCGCGUGUCAAUCAAUUGUUUUUUACUUAUGAUUAAUUUCAAAAAAAAAAUUUUUUUAAAUAAAUUAAAAAAGUUUUUAAAAAAAUAAUACUUUUAAUUAUUUUUUUUUUCUUAAAAAAAUGGAAAGGACGAUAAUUUUUAAGAAUGAAUUAAAUUUUAAUUCUUCAAAGGGAUUUCAAUUAAAAAGUGCAAAAUUUAUAGGAACGAAAUAUAAAGUGUAAUUAAUUAAAAUGAAGUUUAAUUCAUAAAUAUUUGAUAUUAGUCUGCAAAUUAGAUUUCUACAGGAGUUGGAAAAACAUCGAGUGAGUUAAAGAGGACCUUAAGCCAUGGAUGACAAAGGAGGCACUUCGUUAUACAGCAGCUCGUCUACUAUAGAUGACAAGCAUUACAAUGAUAGCUUUGAGGUCGAGAAAAUGAAAGCGAUCUUGCAAGGAUUUUACGAAGAUUUCAAUAACGAGACAAAUUAUUUAUUGAUCACACUCUAUGUACCAGUUUUCGUUCUAGCUAUCACUGCAAAUUUUCUUGUCAUCAUAGUGGUUUUCAAAUAUCAUUAUAUGCGAAGUGUAACGAACUACUUUGUGGUGAAUUUGUCGAUAGCUGAUCUUUUAGUAACAUGCAUCUGCAUGCCAGUGGCUAUAAGUCAAGCAGUUUCAAUUUUAUGGAACUUCGGAGAAAUCAUGUGCAAACUCUCUUUCUAUCUCCAAGGUGUUGCAGUGGCUGCUUCAGUUUUUACUAUCACUGCUAUGAGUAUUGACAGGUACUUAGCAAUCAGAAGUCCAAUUGCGUUUCGAAGGAUACUCAAUAAAAAAAGUACAAUAAUAAUUAUUGUUGUCUUAUGGGCCAUCUCUUUAAUUGUCUUUGCUCCAAUAUUAAUGGCUGUAACUCUACAAAAUCCAAUAACUGAUUUGGAUAAUAUCACUCUCAUUGGUCAAUGGGCCAAUAAGAAUGACACUCAAUCAGUGAAACCACAACAAUUUUAUGUAUGUUCAGAAGAUUUUAAGCCAAUUCAACCAUUUGGAAUUCAUGCCCAUAUUUUUGGUGCUGUUUGUUUUGUUCUGGUUUAUGCAAUACCAGGUUUCAUUGUCAUCAUCUCUUAUUCGAUGAUGGGCCGAACCCUUUGUGCUAGGAAGCCACCCUUCGAUUGUGACAGUAUCGAGGGAAGUGCCAGCUCUCAACAAGGAUUCCGACUAGUUCGUGAAAGAAGACGAGUGGCUUGGAUUUUACUCAUACUUGCAAUUCUCUUCGCUCUUUGUUGGUUACCUUACAAUGUUCUAAGAUUGCUUGUCGACUUAGGAGUAAUUAGUGAAGGAAGAACUAUAUCGGACGUGCUCUCAUAUUGUCUAUUUCUGGGACACGCAAACAGUGCUCUCAAUCCCAUGGUGUACUGUUUUAUGACAAGAAAUUUUCGAAGGAGCGUCUCAGAACUUCUUUGUUUCAAUUCUCAUGGGCUUUUGCGUAGAAAAUCCCAUCGCAAAACUCUGGGGAGCACUAUGGAAGUGUGCGUCGGCUGCCACGGAAGGCAUCAUCGCGCUAUCGUGGGUCCACAGGCUGGAGGUACAAUUCAGAGAAAAUCCGAAGGAGUCCUGGGUUCCAGGCGCAGUGCAACUGCUUCGAGCAGCGGCUGUGACAGCUUUUACAAUCGUCACAGUCCACAUCGUCGUUGUUACAUGUUGAAAAAUUUACCACAAGAGAUUAGGAGAACACAAGAGAGUUGCAUCACUAAUACCAAUAGUAAGCUGAAUUCUUGUGAUAAAGACAAAAUUCGUAAAGCCAGUGUUCUUAGUGUUCAAACAAGUACUGUACUUUUACACAGUAAUAAUGGACUUAAUCGAAAUAAUUCACUUGACGCUAAAAAAAAUACUAAUAACACAGCUGUUAAAAAUGGUCAACAAUCAAGUUGAUUCUCUUUGACUUAAAGUCAUUGAGUUUAAAAUUCAUGUCAUUCAAUAUUAUAUAUAUAUAUAUAUGAGAGAGAAGAGUUUCAGUAUAUUAUACUAAACACGUUUAGUACAGAUUCUACUAAACAACGUAGUCAGAGUUACUACUAUAGUUCUGUUACAAAAAAAUUAUUUACCGACAGAAACGAAAUGAACAAAUCUGAUUGGUUGUCCACAAUUAAGCAGAUUGUUGACAACCAAUCAGAUUUGUCCAUUUCAUUCCUGUCAGGUGCUUCCUUAUAUUUUACUAAAUAGUUCAUAUUUAACUGACUGUUUAGUCAAUCCAAAAUGAACGAUUCUGUUUAGUAGAUUUAACUGACAUGGUAGUAAGCUCUACUACGCUUUUCUCUCUGUGUAAAAUCAAGAAAGUCAUCUUUUAAUUGAAAGGAAAAAAAUUUCUAUUAAUACUCUCUAAAUCUGAAUCAGUAAUAUUUUACUGAUUAGCAGUAGAAAUCUACUAAAUGCCAUAGCGAGAAUUGAGCAACUGACAAUUAGUAGAAAUUUACUGAUUCAAUUAGUAAAAUAUCAAUUACUGAUUGAAUCAGUAGUAUAAAUAUAUGGCGGCGGUCACAAAAUCUACUGAUUUAAUAGUUAAUUUUAAAGGUUAUGUU